CCCCCACCCCCGCCGUCGUCGUACAAUCUAUCAGCCUCCCACCAGAACCCCCCCUACACAUCACCUUACAUAUAACCUAGAAUAAGACGCAUCUUGGAUGCACCUUGCUAAAACCUGCCAAGGUGCGCCAUCCCCCAGGAAAGACGAAAAAAAGCAACGAGCCCCUUCCCCCAAUCACCGGGCUCGUCAAACAAAUCCGACACCUCUGACUCGUCGCCUGCCGUGGGGUGUCACCCAAUCUCCUUCUCCCUAUUACGAGCUUAUGGUCCUUGCAGAUGCAACCCAUCGAAUCCGGUAACUGGCCCUCAAAGGGGGGUGUACUGAUAUAUUGGUGGACAUAUUCAGGUUCUGGACUUGGGUCUGUGAGACAUACAGGCCGAUUGUUGGCCAACCAUCACGACCUGAUCUGAGAUAAGCCUAUCAAGCGAAAAAAAAAAAAAAAAAAAGGAUGGAGUCUGCACACGAGGGAAACUUGCCGUCUCUGGCGAUCCUGAAUCACCCUCCGUCUCGGCUGCCCGGUCCCGAACUGCUCCACCAGCUGGUCCCGAAGUAUGCCGAAAGGAACGGCGCAUCGGCCAUCGAGUACCGGUCGCCAGACGGGUCGAGGAGCUUGCUGUCUUAUGAGAAGGUCCAUGAGUAUUCGGACUCGCUCGCAGCGAGCAUCUCAGCAGCUGUGCAACCUCUUCCGACACAUGAACCCUUUAUUGUCCCUAUUCUGGCACCUCAGGGUCCCCAUCUUUAUCUUGCCCUCCUCUCUGUCCUGAAGGCUGGAGGUGCAUUCUGUCCGCUCAACCUGGAUGCGCCCCCUGAACGAGUCAAGUUCAUCCUCAAGGAUGUAUCAGCAAGGCUGGUACUCUGCACGUCGGAGAUUGCCUCGAGAAUCCCGCAGGAUGGCCCACAAAUCCCUAUUCUCGUCCUUAACAAGGAUGGGUUUCAGGCACAGACUCAGGCGCGGGCCGUUGAAUUGGCACGGCUGCCACAGCCAGCAGAUCUGGCAUAUGUCAUGUACACGUCUGGGUCUACGGGAACGCCCAAGGGGGUCGGGGUCUCGCACUCUGCGGCGACCCAAAGCCUCCUCGCCCACGACCGUCACAUCCCGGCCUUCUCCAGGUUUCUCCAAUUCGCAGCACCCACAUUUGACGUCUCCGUCUUUGAGAUCUUCUUCCCCCUAUUCCGGGGAAAGACUCUGGUCAGCUGCAGCAGGCCCGAAAUGCUCAACGAUCUCCCGGCUGUCAUCAGGGACAUGGAUGUGGAUGCCUGCGAACUCACCCCAACCGUGGCCGGGAGCCUCUUGCGGAAGCGCGAGAACGCCCCAGGGCUCCGCCUGCUCCUCACGAUCGGUGAAAUGCUGACAAACCCCGUCGUGGAGGAGUUUGGUGGCGGCGACGAGGACAAACCAAGCAUGCUCUGGGCCAUGUACGGGCCAACCGAGGCCGCGAUACACUGUUCCCUCCAGCCGGCCUUUUCUCGGGCCUCGAGAGUGGGGAAUAUCGGCAUCCCACUGGAUACCGUCUCUGCGUUCAUUCUCCGGAUACCGGAAAGUGGCAAUAGUGACGCCGAGCCUCCUCACGUACUCUCGGUCGGCGAGGUCGGAGAGCUCGCGGUUGGUGGCUUCCAGCUGGCAAGUGGCUACCUCAACCGCCCCGACCAAACUGCUGCCGCGUUCAUUGACAGCCCCUACGGGCCCCUCUACCGGACCGGUGACAAGGCACGAAUCCUUCCCGACGGUACAAUGGAGUGCGUCGGCCGCAUAUCCGACGGCCAAGUCAAGCUCCGGGGCCAGCGCAUCGAGCUAGGCGAGGUCGAACAGGCAGCCCUGCGGACUCCCGGAUGCCACAGCGCCCUUGCAGCAGUUAUUAGCAGCAUACUUGUCCUCUUCUGCGGGGUGGAUGGCGUUGACAAUCUGCAAGCGCGGAUCCAGGAGUCUUGCAGGUCGUGGCUUCCUGCGUUUAUGGUCCCUGGAGAUAUCGUGCUGAUGGACGAAUUCCCACAACUACCCUCCGGAAAGGCCGACCGCAAACGGCUGGUUGCGGACUACGAGGAGGCCCGCGAUAAGGACCAACAAAGCGUGGGUGCUGCGCAAUUCGAGGAUGACCUGGAGCGGGAACUGUGCCAGAUUACGUCCCAGACGCUUGGCAUCGAGGCUAAUCCUUCCACGAAUCUCCCGAUGGCGGGCCUCGAUUCUAUCGCCGCGAUCAAGCUUGCAUCUUCCCUGCGCCAGGGGGGGUUUGGCAUCUCGGCCGUGGAUAUCCUGGGUUCUCGGACAAUCUCUCAUCUUCGUGCGACUCUCAGGCACCGUGAACAUGAGAAGGAGCUUUCACUGGAGGCCAACAACAGCAACAACAACAAGAUGGAGGGAGUCAUCGACCUUGACCAGGAUUUAAUCGGGACAAUACCCGCACUUGAAGGCCGCUUCGGUGACGUCGAAGGAGUCUUCCUAUGCACACCUCUCCAGAUCUCAAUGCUUGGCGAGACCAUCUUAAAUCCCAGAGCCUACUGUAACUCUGUUGAAAUAGCGGUCCCUGGACACUUUCCAGAAGAGUCAAUACGCUUGUGGAUUUCCCAACUCGCAAAAAUGAACGAGGUCUUGAGGACGGGCUUCGUCUAUCACGGUGGCCAAUUUGUCCAAGUGCUUUGGAAGGCUCUUGAGGCAACCCAGGUCUCCGUAGUGGAUGAACUUGAUUCACGGUUCGAAAUCGAAGUAGAGAGUGGCCUGCUUCACCCCCUCCGAGUUCAAAUUUCUCCGCCGCUGGAAAAUGGCCAACGGCGCCUUUUGUUCCAUAUUCACCAUGCCCUUUACGAUGGGUGGACAGUUGACAUGCUGCUGGCAGAUAUCAACAGACUCUCUAAGCUGGAAGACAUCGAAACCAGACCGCAGUUCAGAGAGGUCCUCGCAUAUUUUGGUUCGGACGAUUACUCGGAAAAGUGCGACGCCGCAAGGGGGUUCUGGGCAGAGAACCUCGCAGGAUAUCAACCGUCUCCCUUCCCACAAUUGUCUGCAACAAGGCUCGAAUCAGGCCUGACAGCGUCGGAGGAGAUUGUCAUCAGCGUCGACCCAGCAGAGGUGAGGACCAUAUUUCGAGAACUCGAGUUCGGCCCUCAAGUCCUUUUCCAAGCGGCUCUCGUGUGGCUAUGGAGCUCGCUGGUAGGGAAUGAGGACGUUGUAGUUGGCGCGGUUACCUCGGGCAGGACGAUUCCAGUGUCGCGGAUUGAAGAAAUCAUGGGGCCGUGUAUCGCACCUGUGCCCCUACGCGCGGACAUCUCGCGAGUCAGGACCGUCAAAGACCUUCUGGCGACAAUACAUGCGGCCAACAGAUCCGCUCUCCCACACAGCGUGCUUCCCCUGUCGGAGAUACAGAAAACGUGCGGGAUUUUGCCUGGCCAGGCUCUGUACGACGUCUUGUUUGUCUACCAGGAAUCCCUCUACAGCCAGAGCCGGCAGGAACAGGAGAUCCGGGAAAUCUGCCAUCGAGAUGUCAUCGAGACGAAGCUCCUGCUUGAAGUAGAGCCAAGGGAAGGUUCGGUAGCCUGCCGACUCACUUACCGUCUCGAUGCAUUUCCAGAACAACAUGCCAGGAUCUUCAUGGAACAGCUUCAGUGUGUGAUGCACCAUCUUCUCCAGAACUUGGAUCAGGAAUUGUCAUCGAUCCGUGCCGCAUUCCCCACGAACCUCGUCUCUCUGUACAACACCAACCCCAAGACUCUGUCUGGGAUUCCUGACCUCGCCAUGGCGGUGGAAGCCGUGGUCCUUGCCAGUUCGGAAAAGACAGCCGUGUGUUUCGCCCAUGCCAUCUCGGAGGAUUCAAUGGACUCUGAGAUGAUUUCCUUCCAACACCUCAACCAACUCGGCAACCAAAUCGCGAGGCAGCUCCAGGAUAACGGUGCAUCACUCGGGAGUGUGGUGGCGAUUGUCAUGGAGAAGUCAAUCUUGCUCUAUGCUGGUAUCCUUGGUAUAGUCAAGGCCGGGUGUUCUUACCUCCCGCUGCUUCCGAGUACCCCAGCGGCAAGAGUGGAAACGAUAUUCUCGCAGGCUGGUGUUGGUUUGUGUCUCACAGAUACGGAAACUUACCCGAAGCUGAAGCAACUCCCCUCCUGCCGGCCCAUUGACCUCCAAGAAAGGGGGUUUCGGGACCAUGACAAUUCUAACCUCAAGAUCCCUGCCGAUCCCUCACGCAUCGCCAACAUCAUCUACACUUCAGGCAGCACAGGGGUUCCGAAAGGGGUCUGUGUCACGCAACUCAACAUUACGAGCAACCUCGACGUCCUCUCUAGGAUAUACCCCGUACCUGGGGACUCAAGGCUCCUCCAGUCUUGUUCACAGGCAUUCGACGUAUCUGUCUUUGAGAUAUUCUUCGCGUGGACUCGAGGCAUGUGCCUUUGUUCGGCGGUGAACGACACGCUGUUCGAGGACCUGGAGAGAUCGAUUCGAAAGCUGGAGAUCACCCACUUGAGCAUGACACCCACCGUUGCCUCCUUGGUAGAGCCUGCCAACAUACCCUCCGUUGAGUUCCUGGUUACCUCCGGAGAGCCCAUGACGGGGGCCGUGGCGCAGAGAUGGUCCAAGCAGCUCUACCAGGGGUAUGGCCCAUCCGAGACGACCAACAUCUGCACCGUCAAGAAGAUGAGCCAGGCCGAUAUAAUCCAGCAUUUGGGAUGGUCCUUCGAGAACACGUCUGCCAUCGUUCUGCACAAAGACGCCUCUGAUGCUGUCCCGUACGGCUGCGUUGGCGAGCUUUGUUUCGGCGGAGAUCAGGUCGCCCAGGGGUAUCUCAAGCUGCCAGAACUUACAUCAUCAAAGUUUAUCGACCACCCAGAAUUCGGCCGGUUGUACCGAUCCGGUGAUCUUGGACGAAUGCUCCCGGACGGUUCCCUGGUAAUCCUUGGCAGAGUUGACGACCAGAUAAAGCUACGUGGCCAGCGGAUCGAACUGGAUGAGAUCAGCGGGGCUGUCAGGCAGUCAGGCGAGGUCUCGGACUGCAUCACACUGGUUGUCAAUCGUGGAGAUUCAACUGCUGACCAACUUGCCUCCUUUUACGUCUUCGACAGUGGCACUGAGGACCCUCCGCGAUUGGAACCCCUUCAGCUAGAUGACAGGCUGAAAGCCGUCAACGCGCGUUUAUUCCAGCUCCUUUCGUCCAAAGUCCCCACAUACAUGGUUCCAGCUUUCCUGAUUCCCAUCUCCAAAGUACCUCUCACGGCAGCGGGCAAGCUGGAUAGAGGCUGGCUCCGACGGACCUUCCGGCAUCUCGAGCAAGCGUACCUCGAAGCAGCAUCUUCCUCUGUCGAUAUGGCUCCUGCUGAUGGGCAGUGGACGGAGUAUGAGAGGCGAGUCGCGGAUGCGGUAUGCUCGAGCCUAUCCGUGCGACAGGACGAUAUCCAGAGAUGGACACCGUUCACAAGCCUGGGCCUCGAUUCCAUCUCUGCUAUUGGCCUUUCUCGGCGGCUCCAACAACAGCUCAACAAACGCAUCCCGGUUUCAGUCAUCCUUCAAAAUUCGUGCGUGACUCGGCUAGCGAAAACGCUCGAAAUGACUGGGGAGCCAGACCGAGACUCUGUCGCUAUUAACUUGAAGACAUUCUCCGAUGAGUUUGAAAGCGGGAUUCGGUCGAGAUGCGAGGGCCUGGGAAAGCGAGUCGAACGAAUCCUCCCCUGCACGCCACUCCAAGAAGGAAUGCUUGCGUCUUCGGCAAGCCGAGGCUCGUACCUCAAUAAGAUGCUCUUCAGUCUUCGUUCGGAGCCAGAGUUAAUCAAGCGAUGCUGGGGCCUGAUGUGCGAGAGGCACGGGAUCCUACGGACCUGUUUCGCAUCAACGAAUGAUACCCGCCACGCUAUUGCUCAAGUCGUCUUCGCAGAUUGGCAGCCGCGGUGGCACUCCAUCGACAGCUCGGGUGGUACGAUAGACGACUGCGUGUCUCGCCACGCUGCAAGUAUAGGCGAGGCCAUUGACUCGAUGGAACCCGCCGUUUCGUUUGCCAUAAUCACGCAUGAAGCCCAGACCUACCUAUCAUUUAUCUGCCAUCAUGCUUUGUACGACGCCGUGGCGGUUGAGCAACUACUGCUCGAGGUGGAAGAGCUUGUACACGGCCACACACUACCCCCAGCUCCCCCUCUUGAGCCAUUCCUGAGAGAGGUUCUGACUCCGUCCUCUACUCGUGAGGGUUUCUGGAAGGAGCAGCUGGCUGGACUUGAGCCCCUCCAACUACCGCAGAUUGAGAGCGGGAACACCGAGAAUCGACAGGAAAUCUUGUCGUGUCAAGUCGACAUGCCCCUGAGCGAGGUCAAUGAGAGAUCCAGGGAAGUAGGCUUCUCCCUUCUGGCUCUAUGCCAAGCUGCCUGGGCUUCUGUUCUCGGGGCCAUUCUGCAUUCGGACGACGUCUGCUUCGGCAAUGUUGUCAGCGGUCGGUCGGUUCCUGUUGACGGCAUCAACGAACUGGUCGCACCCUGCUUUAAUACCAUCCCUGUACGCAUGAGGUUGUCGGAGACGAGGCGGAACAUUGACCUCAUGAAGGUCUUCCAGAAACUGAACCCGAUGAUCCUCGAGCAUCAGUUCACCCCGUUGAGGUUUAUCCAAUCCCUCGUCCCGCGGCGCGGGAACCGGCGUUUGUUUGACACCAUUCUGCUUUUGCAGCAGCAUUCUAGACCGUUAGAUGAGGAAAUCUGGGCAUUAGAGCGCGAUGACGGCGAGAUGGAUGUACCUCUUGUUUGCGAGUUCAUCCCUGAUACCCACAAAGACAAGCUGUCGAUAAAGCUUCACUACGAACCGUGUAAUGUCUCGAAUACCAUGAUAAUAUUAAUAUCCGAUCUUCUCCGUCACUCCGUCGACCUGUGUCUCAACUUUCCAGCAUCGCACGUUCCCGUUGCGCCGAACCUCCCUACCGCAUUUGUGUCCAGGCUGUCAGAAUUCAAGCCGCAACGGGCGGAGUCGACAGAGGUCACAGCAACGCAGCAGAUCGAGGGAGAUAACUGGUCCGAGAUGGAGUUGCAGGUCAGAUUAAUCCUUUCGAAGCUAUCUUCCGUGCCGGAAAGCAGCAUCCGCCACCAAACAACAAUCUACCAGUUGGGCCUAGACAGCAUCAACGCCGUCCAGAUCGCAUCUCUUCUCCGAGAACGGGGUCUGGCCAUAUCCGCCAGCGAUGUGAUCGAGCACAAUACCAGCCAGCAACUUGCUCUCCACAUGACCACGAAACAGGCAACACCCCCCCGGCAGACCUACGACCUCAUCGACUUCCAGAAUCGAGUGAGGCCACAGUUGGCCAGCUUCGAAAUCCCGUCGGACGCGGUAGAGGCAGUCCUGCCCUGCACUUCCCUCCAGGCUGGCAUGCUUGUGCAGUUCAUCAGGUCCGGGGGUCAGGACUACUUCAAUUUCAUUGGCCUCCGUCUCAGCGGCAGUCAUCGUCUGUCAAGCUUAGACGAUGCCUGGGCUGUACUCACGCGCACCCACCCAAUCCUUCGGACAGGCUUCGUCCCAAUACACGAUAAAGACGCUCCGUUUGCAAUGCUACAAUACAGUGCGGAUUCAAAACCCCCUCCGGUACUCGCAGUGGAAGACGGACACCUUUCGAGUUUCAACCUCGAGAAAUGGAGGCUUGACGCGGCAGCGGCGUGUAUGCAGCAGUUGCACGAACCGCCGUGGCAGGCGGUGUGCAUGGACGGCGAAGACGGCCUGCUUGUGCAUCUGGCCAUUCACCACGCUCUCUACGACGCACAUGCCCUGCGUCGUUUGCUCGACGAUCUCGCACGAGUAUGGAGUGGAAUCUCCCUUUCUGCCUCUCCACGAACCGAGGAGGUGGUGCUUGACAUUCUUGAACAAGUACAAUCUCAGGCAAGCAAUCAUGAGGGCUUCUGGAAGGAGCAGGCCAAGAACAUGGUCGUCAACAAAUUUCCAGUCCUAACGCCCCUACGAGAGGAAACACGGGCCAUCCUGGUUGAGUCAAUGACGAGUAAUCUACCGUUCUCGGAUAUUGAGAAGUCGAUCAGAGCUUCCGGCUCCACCAUGCAAGCUGCCAUCCAGGCUACCUGGACACGGAUACUGUCGUCCUAUCUGGGGGAGUCCUCCGUCACUUUCGGGACUGUGCUGUCCGGUAGGAACUCGGAGGCAACAAAGGACGCGGUAUUCCCGUGCAUUACGACGGUGCCAGUUAUUGCACAGAACGAUGCCUCCAAUAGACGACUCCUGGACGCCAUGCUGAGAUGGAGCGCCGACCUCUAUAAACAGCAGCAUGUGCCCCUGACGCAGAUCCAGCGGUGGGUUGGGCAUCCCGAUACACGACUAUUCGAUACCCUCCUUGUCUACCAGAGGUUCAGCCCCAGUACGGAGGUGUCUUCCUCGUGGAAUAUCGUGGAUGACCUGUCCAACAUUGACUAUCCGGUCUCUAUCGAGAUCGAACCGGGCCAGGGGAACAGGCUUGAGUAUCACAUCACUUUUUUCAGCGAUAUCUUACCCCAGCCACAAGCAGGACUCCUUCUCGAGCAGUUUGACGCCACGCUGUGCUCCCUGGUUACUUUCCCCGAUGGCCAUGAAAGCGACCUCUUCGAGUCUGUGCCCAGGCUAUUCUCGGUUACACCAGCACAAGAACCUAGUCUGCCUUCUGAGGAGAGAUUCCUGCAUCAGUUUGUCGAGUCUCAAGCGCGCAAGACGGCGAAUAAGACAGCCCUCCGUUUCGUCCACGAUUUUGACGGAUUGCAUCCCCUUGACAGGACGUGGGCCUACCGAGACUUGGACGAGAACGGCAAUCGGGUAGCACAGAUGUUGCUUCCUUACGUCAAGGUGGGAGAUAUCGUGGCUGUCUAUUUCGACAAGUGCCCCGAGGCGUUCUUCGCUAUUCUAGGCAUCCUGAAGGCUGGCUGUGCCUUCGUCGCCCUCGAUCCCAAUGCUCCGGCCGCCAGAAAGGAGUUUAUCCUGAGGGACUCAAGCGCGUCCGUCCUCCUGACGUCCGCGGAGAGAAGAGCCAGCAUGGACUGGAUUGCUAGCGCUCCGGUGCUCACUGUCGGCGAAGAUACACUUCGAUUGCAGUCCUGCCACUCCGUCCACCUGCAGCGGGAGCUAUUGCCAAGUGAUGUCUGUUACUGCCUCUACACCUCGGGCACCACGGGUACCCCGAAGGGCUGCGAGAUCACGCAUGAGAACGCGGUCCAAGCCAUUCUAGCGUUCCAGGAGCUGUUCGCAGGUCGCUGGGACGAGACGUCUAAUUGGCUUCAGUUCGCGUCCUUCCACUUCGACGUGGCCGUUCUCGAGCAGUACUGGAGCUGGUCGGUCGGGAUAACGCUUGUGGCGGCCCCGCGCGACUUGAUCCUCGGGGACCUUGCCGGCGUGAUAUCCAGGCUCGAAAUCACACACAUAGACCUCACUCCAAGCCUGGCUCGCCUUCUACACCCAGAUGAAGUCCCCACACUCUGCAAGGGCGUCUUCAUCACCGGCGGAGAGCAGCUGAAACAAGAGAUCCUCGAUAAAUGGGGCGAGAAAGGGGCCAUCUACAAUGCCUAUGGCCCUACCGAAGCAACGAUCGGGGUCACAACGUAUCCCCGCGUCCCCAAGAAUGGCCGAUCUUCCAACAUCGGGAGGCAGUUUGUCAAUGUUGGCUCAUACGUCUUCAAGCCGGAGUCUGAGAUGCCCGUCCUCCGAGGCGCUGUGGGAGAGCUGUGCGUCUCUGGCAAGCUGGUGGGUAAGGGGUAUCUUAACCGAGGAGACCUCACCGCCGAGAGGUUUCCGACACUGGCCCGCUUCGGAGAACGGGUGUAUCGUACUGGGGACCUGGUCCGCAUCUUGCACGAUGGCUGCUUCGACUUCCUCGGCCGUGCCGAUGACCAAGUGAAACUCCGCGGCCAGCGGCUAGAAAUAGGAGAGAUCAACCACACUAUCCGGUCCGGAGUGGGGGAGGUCACGGACGUGGCAACGCUGGUGGUGCGAAACGAGAAGCAGGAGAAAGACUUGCUUGUGUCCUUCGUUGUUGCUGUGGGACACCUCCAAAAUGGCGAGAAGAGGGAGAAGAGCACUCUGCACGUCAUCACCGGCCUGGGAGCCGUCGAGCUAGGCAAACGGGUCCAGGACUGUUGCCGGGAGAAGGUGCCGGGUUAUAUGGUUCCCACUUAUGUACUGCAGUUGCCCUACAUCCCGCUGUCGUCCAACAACAAGGCAGAGGUCAAGGAGUUGAAGAAACUGUUCAAUUCCAUGGACCCGGCACUGCUCAUCUCGGCCGGAUCCACAACACAAGCUGCUGCCUCGGGCGGCCGACUGAGCAGCACCGGAGAGAGGAUUCUUAAAGUUCUGGCGUCGAUGGAGUCCAUUGAUUUACAUCAUCAUGCCGGCCCCUCGACGAGCAUCUUCGAGCUGGGGAUCGACUCAAUCUCCGUCAUGCGCUUCUCCAUAGCUCUGAGGCGAGAAGGGCUGCCCCAGUCGACCCCUACGAUCAUCCUGAAGCAUCCCAGACUGGGAGAUUUGGCCGAUGCCUUGGACUCUCACACAGCAUCUGCCCACUCGAAUUCCGAAUCAGCUGCUCGCCAACUCAUCCAAGCCUGCCACCAUCGACACAGAGCGCACGUGCUGAAAGAACUCGGGCUCGAGCCCGGUCAGGUCGAAUACAUCGCUCCGUGCUCGCCGCUACAAGAAGGGAUGAUAUCGCGCUCGAGAAUGCCGGGUGUCGGGAGCGCAUACUUCAAUGCGUUCCGGUUCGAGCUGUCCGACGGGGCGUCCAUUUCUAACCUCAGGAUGGCCUGGCAGAGAGUGUCAGACGCCUGCGCGGUACUGAGAACCUGCUUUGUCGAGACGACCGAUGGCCACGUCCAGGUUGCCUUGACACCCGCGCCUGUUUUGUGGACAGAGCUCAGUGUCAAACCUGACGAAGACCUGGAGAGCGUGCUUGGGGCAUACAGGGAGUCAUGGAUUGAGACUAAUCGGCACAACAUCUCUCAGCCGUUUGACCUACUUUCCGUCGAGACCUCGGACAAGGUGCUCCUCGUUGUUCACAUUUUCCACGGGCUGUACGAUGCGAACAGCUUUGAACUCAUGCUGGAUCGGGUGAUUGGCGAAUACUAUGACACGGAAAGAAUUGAUUACGGGCCAAGAUUCCUCGACGGGCUUGUUCGCGGGCCAUUGAGAAGCUAUUCGUCGUGCAAAAGCUUCUGGGUCGACCACCUUCAAGGGGCAUCAUCUCAGCCGUUCCCUCAACUUUCUGCCAAUCCAAUCCCUCAGCCAACAAGCUGUGCAAGGGAUAUUCCGUUUGAGAAACUGGAUGUCGUGCGACUUUCUCUUGGAGUCACCCACCAGUCAGUCAUUCAAGCAAUCUGGGUGUCCGUCAUCCAGCAGAUCUUGUCAAACAGCGGGAGUAUUGGACUCAUCACUUCUGGCCGCUCGAUCGAUCUCGAAGGCUCAGAGAAUAUUAUCGGGCCACUUUUCAACACCGUGCCGUUCCGGGCUUCCGUGUCCGGGGACUCUGAAACCUGGUCCUCGUUGAUCGGGAAGUGCCAUGACUUCAACGUUGCCAUUCUGCCAUUCCAGCAUGUUCCCCUGAGGGACAUUCAGAAAUGGUGCUCCGCCGGAAAGCCGCUGUUCGACACGCUGUUUUCAUUCCAGAGGAUGGCGGCUCGGACCGGGCACGAGAGGACGCUCUGGAAGGAGAAGGAGUCGACCGUUGAUCCCGAUUUCCCCCUGGCAUUCGAAGCCACACUAACGUCCGACAACCGACUCCGGCUGCUCCUGGUCGCUCAAGGCGGAAUUGCGGACUCGGAUGUCCUGUCCAACCUGCUGGACCAAGUCGAGGAGGCUGCGGAGAAUGUCGCCAAUGAUCCCAGCCGCCCGGUUACCCAAAACGGUAAAGAGAUCCAAGUCGGCGUCCCAUGUGAGGCAAUUUCGGUGGGACAGAAUCAGGAGGCGAAAGAGGAUGUUGCUUUUGUGUGGACGCCCACGGCAGACCUGAUACGCGAGCAGCUUGGUGUUCUUGCUCAGGUCCCCCCGGAAAACAUCGCCGCUACGACGCCGCUGUUGGAACUCGGCCUCGACAGCAUCGAUUCCAUUAAGCUGUCGACGAGAUUGCGCAAAGCUGGCUUGAACUUGACCACCAGUCAGUUGAUGAAAGGGCAGACAAUCUCCGGCUUGGUGCGACAACUUCGAGAGCAGCCCCGGACAAGCACAAACGGACAUGUGGUGACAAAUGGAACUUCAAAAUCCAGCAGAUUGUCGACAGACCUUGAAGGAUUUCUUUCUCGGAUCGGAUUCGACAUGGGGGCGGUUGAGCGAGCCCUCCCUGUCACGCCGUUGCAGGAUUCAAUGGUUGCCGAAAUGAUACAGUCAGACUUCCACCACUACUUUAACCACGACAUCCUCGAGCUGGAAUCUGAUGUCGACCUCGACCGACUCAAGGCCGCGUGGGAAACAGUGGUGGAAAACUCGCCAAUCCUGCGCACCUCGUUCAUCUCUAUUGAGAGCUCCGAUUUCAAUACCGCCUUCUGCCAAGUGGUUGAAAAGACAGCAUCUCUGCCUAUCGGCGAGUUUCGGCUGACAUCUGUGUCUGACCUGCCCGACGUGAUUGAUUACGCAAGGCGGCGGGCAUGCAAGACUGCGGGGAGAUCGAACUUGGUACAGCUCGCGUUCGCAACUGUUGAUACCCAACGAUAUCUCGUCCUCUCCAUUGCCCAUGCGCUUUACGAUGGCUGGUCCCUUAGUUUGCUACACGCCGAUGUUCAGGCAGCCUACAACGGGUCUUAUGUGUCCCGACCUUCUUACGAGGACCAUCUGGGCGAGAUCGUAGCGUCGUCAAGCCCCGAGGCGCAGGGUUUCUGGUCUGGCUUUCUGGGUGGUGCGCCUGCGACAGUCAUUCCGAGUAAGACACCUGAAUCUAAGGAUCUGCGAUCCGCCAACAUCAACCGAGCCGAGGCGUCGUCUUCUAUCCCGCUGUCACGCAUUAAGGCAUUCUGCAGGCAGAUGGCCAUCUCUCCGCACAUCCUUGGGCAAGCAUGUUGGGCCGCGCUUCUGGCGACGCGAGCGCGGUCUCUGGAUGUGACAUUUGGUGUCGUGCUCUCGGGUCGGGAGACGGAGCUGGCCGAGACGCUGAUGUUCCCGACCAUGAAUACCGUUGCCAUGCGGAGCGUCCUCCAUGGCGACGUCUGCGGCUGGCUGCAAUACAUGCAGGAGAACAUGGCGAGCAUCGCGCAAUUCCAACAUUUUCCGCUCCGGACAGCUCAAAGGCUCGCCGGCGCUACCGGAGGACCGCUGUUUAACUCGCUCUUUAUACAUCAGAGACAACUGGAUCCCGCAGCAAACGGCGGCAAGCAGUUGAUGAAAUCGGUUGACGGGUCCUCUGCCGUGGAUUAUCCUGUCUGUGUUGAGAUGGAGGCGGGCGAGGCUUGUAUGAUCUGGAGGGUAGCUUGUGACUCUGACCAUCUUGCGGAAGGUGACCCUGGUCUCCUGCUGCAUCAAUUGGAUGCCGUCAUGAAGCAUCUCAUUAGCUCUCCAACUGCCGACGUGCUUACCUUUGACGGGGACGAGAUUUCGGUCUGCGGUCUGUCGCCCUUCCGUCUCAUAAUGAGCCCGAGUUCCCAGAAUGGGGUGGCCGAGUCCAAUAACGCAGACGGCGAUGAGAGUCUCGAAUGGUCAGAAAAAGAAGGGCAAAUACGGGCGGUCCUGGCGGAGUUGUCGGCAAUCCCGGCUCAGUCCAUCAGGAGAUGGCACAGCGUCUACCACCUGGGCCUCGACUCCAUCAGCGCCAUCAAGGCGAGCUUCCUCCUGCGGAAGAAAGGCAUCUCCCUCAAUGCUCGCCAGAUCCUGGGGGCGAAUUCAAUUACCGAGAUGUCCGAGCUGGCCUCCACCCCGCCUGCAGAGAUAAAUGGGAAGCACCACGGAGGAGACGGCGUUGGCUUCGCGCCGUCUGUGGGAGACGUCGAUGUGGCGGCUGUCCUUGCCGCCAACGGCCUUGAUGCGUCGCUGUUCGAAGGCGUCCUCCCGGCGACGCCGAUGCAGGUUCACAUGCUCAGCGCCUGGCAGAACACGUCCGGGCAGGUGUUCUAUCCCGAGUUUCGCUAUCUCCUGCGCGGCGUCGGGGACCUGGAUACUAUCUUCUCGGCCUGGCAGACCUUGGUCCGGGAGAAUCCCAUUCUCCGAACGAGCUUCGUGGCGACGGCGUCGCAGGGCUUGCCGUUCAUCCAGAUGGUGCACCGGCCAGGAUCUGAGCCGACCAACAACGUUAUGGAAGGAGCCAACGGAACGGGGCGGGGCCUGGGGCAUUCGCGUCAGCCGUUCGUCUCACUGCAAGCCAAGUCCAGGGGUGGCUCACAGUGGGGCUUGAAGCUCGCGAUUCAUCAUGCGCUUUACGAUGGUGUCAGUCUCCCGAUCAUCAUGGAACGGUUUAGGGUGCUGCUAUGCCAGAGCAAGUACCCAUCGAGAGACGCGAGUCAUGAUCAGACCUGGAAGCGUUUACUGUCUCUGCAGACGAUGGAUGCAGAACGCGAGAGAAGGAGAAGUUUCUGGGUUGAAUACCUCCGAGGGGCGAGGACCACACCAUUCCCGGCCAUUCCAGCGUCUGCGCUGCCCAAACAGUCAAAAGCAUCAGUGCGUCGUACCGCACAGCUGACGCGCUCAGCCAUCGCAGACGUGUCGAAUCUGCAAUCCACCUGCCUGGACAAGGGGAUCAGCCUCCAGGCCCUAUUUUUCGCCGCAUUCGCCAAGUUCCUCGCAGCCGAAUCGGGGCCUGACGACGACGACGGCGACGUGGUUCUCGGCAUCUACGUGGCGAACCGCCACCUCGUCGACGGCAUGGACGACCUCCCCUACCCGACCCUCUGCAUGGUGCCCCUCCGCGUCCGGCGGCCGCGCCGCGGGUCGUCGGACCUCGUCGCGGCGGCCGGGGAGGUGCACCGGGACGUCCGCCUCAUCUCGUCGGAUGCGCGCCUGCUGGUCGGGCUGUGGGAAAUUGGGGCCUGGACGGGGGUCCGGGUCGACUGCUUUGUCAACUUUUUGAGUCUGCCGCCGGUGGAGCGGGCAGGUGGGGCGGUUGGGCUGGAGGUGGAGGAGGUGGAUGGUGCUGGGAUGGAAGGGGUUGACGGGCAGAUGAACGGGGAGGGAGAAAGUAUCGGGGUUGCUGGGGCGUUGGGGGAGCUCGCCAUCUCUGAGAAUAGAGUCCGGGGCGCUUAUCCUGUGAGUUUGUCCAUCGAGGUCAACAUCGUCUUCUGAGAAUUGCACGCUAACCAGGCAGCAGAAUGCGGUCGAUAUCGAAGUGGCGAUACGGGGCCUGUCUAUGGACAUUGGCGUGUUCGGUCCGGGGGAAUUGGUGGGGCCGGAGGGGGCUGAGGCGAUUGUGUCGGGGGUGACUGGUAUCUUGAGGGGGUUGGGUUGAUGAGUGGUGUAUGAG
This is a messenger RNA of Phialemonium atrogriseum, 15338 nucleotides long. Its product is annotated as Nonribosomal peptide synthase, variant 2. The record is from RefSeq and is a predicted model, not a curated record. Bases 449 to 15160 code for a protein of 4903 amino acids. Gene Ontology annotation, molecular function: phosphopantetheine binding; catalytic activity. Gene Ontology annotation, cellular component: cytoplasm. NCBI's taxonomy places the organism in Eukaryota, Fungi, Ascomycota, Sordariomycetes, Cephalothecales, Cephalothecaceae. The transcript is spliced from 3 exons. Gene Ontology annotation, biological process: amino acid activation for nonribosomal peptide biosynthetic process; secondary metabolite biosynthetic process.